AUGUCUGAACACAACUACAAAUUUGACAUCACCAUGAGCUGUGGCGGAUGCUCUGGUGCCGUUAACAGAGUCCUUGGAAAACUCGAAGGCGAGUUUGCGCCUACUUUGCGCCCAUUUGCGCGCGAUGCUAAUAUGAUCAUAGGUGUCAAAUCAUACGAAGUCUCCCUCGAAACCCAGACCGCAAAGAUCGUUGCCGAGGAAUCGCUGUCGUACGAGAAGGUUCUGCAGACUAUCCAGAAGACGGGCAAGAAGGUUACUGGGGGUGAGGCUGAUGGGGAGAAGAAGAGUGUUGAUUUGAUCAAGGCCGAGUAG
Molecule: messenger RNA, 312 nt
Organism: Glarea lozoyensis ATCC 20868
Lineage: Eukaryota; Fungi; Ascomycota; Leotiomycetes; Helotiales; Helotiaceae
Product: HMA, heavy metal-associated
Exons: 1
Coding region: 1-312 (103 amino acids)
Biological process (GO): copper ion transport
Cellular component (GO): cytosol
Molecular function (GO): copper chaperone activity; metal ion binding
Source: RefSeq, a predicted model, not a curated record